Messenger RNA from Lytechinus variegatus (green sea urchin), 945 nucleotides. RefSeq lists its product as uncharacterized. NCBI's taxonomy places the organism in Eukaryota, Metazoa, Echinodermata, Echinoidea, Temnopleuroida, Toxopneustidae. The coding region runs from base 1 to 945 and encodes 314 amino acids. The transcript is spliced from 5 exons. Gene Ontology annotation, molecular function: netrin receptor activity. Gene Ontology annotation, cellular component: membrane. Gene Ontology annotation, biological process: netrin-activated signaling pathway. The record is from RefSeq and is a predicted model, not a curated record.
AUGGCUAAAAUUGGUCAAGCAAUUCAUGCACCACCAAGCACUAGUAGUCUUUCCGUUGAAGCCAAGAUAGCUAACAACCACGAAGUUGAUCUAGGAAACCAUGACGUGUCAAUCUGUAUCCCUCCUGGCGCUGUUAUCCAUGAUGACAAGGGUGAGAUCACCUUAACACUUUUACGAGAGCUACCUGGUGUCGAACUCCACGAAGAUGAAUCCGUGGCUUGUUACGGGAUCAGAUGUGAUCCUCCAAACACGGUGUUCGUCAAACCUGUUAAGAUCAGGAUACCACACUCUUCAGUGGUCAUCAAUCCAAAUCAAGUGAAGCCAGACAUCGUUUCUCGUGUAUGGGACUCGGUCAAGGAUCUACCAAGAACCUCAAGACAGAGAUCAUCCAACUCAUCGGACGAGCCACCAUACUGCAGAGUUUACGAAAGGCACCUUGAGCUGUACAUUGGUCACUGUGCUGAGUGGUGGGUUCUGAUUACUCUUGAACAACAAGUGAUCCGACAGAAACUUAUGUGCACUCCUUACAUCCCAGAUAAGAUAGAUAGGGGUGAUGAAUUCGCAGUCAAUCUCCAGAUGUAUAACGACCUACCUGGGACCGAAGUGAUUUUACGAGAAGAGGCGGAGCAACAAUUGUACCAUAAAUGUCACCGCUCGGUACCUUUCAGCGUUGAAACCAGGUCUGGUGACGUCACGGUCACGUGCCAACGUGAUGGCGAAGAAGUUGAAAGCCAGGUCUUCUCAGCAAGGAAUCUUCAAACCAAUAUGAAUCAGUGUGUUGUACUUUACGUGCCUCCACGUGCAGAUGAUGUUGACUUUACAGUGAUUACAAUAACAAUUGCACAGUCUGGAAAGCAUGGGAUAUCACGAUCUAUUGCUUUUGUCAUCAGAUAUAGGCCUAAAGGUAAUGUGUUCUUGAUGCUUUCACUUUCACUGUGUCAAUGA